Messenger RNA from Rhodotorula graminis WP1, 1593 nucleotides. RefSeq lists its product as uncharacterized. The coding region runs from base 1 to 1479 and encodes 492 amino acids. The record is from RefSeq and is a predicted model, not a curated record. NCBI's taxonomy places the organism in Eukaryota, Fungi, Basidiomycota, Microbotryomycetes, Sporidiobolales, Sporidiobolaceae. Gene Ontology annotation, biological process: amino acid transmembrane transport. Gene Ontology annotation, cellular component: vacuolar membrane. The transcript is spliced from 7 exons. Gene Ontology annotation, molecular function: amino acid transmembrane transporter activity.
AUGGGCCUCGCCGACGCGACUCAAGCCGCACCGCCUCGACGUGCUCAACCUCAACUCUCCGCCGAGGGCACCGACUCGCCAACACGUGACUUUGCCGCCAAGCCGACCAAGGACGCUGAGGGCGCUGCACCUGCACUCGGCGAAGAGGAGGCGGUCGACGGCGUCUUUGGCGAGCGCGCGGGCGAGGGCACGGUCGACUACCGCAGUCUCGGAUGGAUCGGCGCAACGGUCCUUCUCGCAAAGACGCAGAUCGGGCUCGGCGUCCUCUCUAUUCCUUCCGUCUUCGAGACCCUCGGCAUCAUUCCCGGCGUCAUCAUCCUCAUCGUGCUCGCCAUCUUGACGACCUGGAGCGGCGAGAUCCUCGGCCGGUUCAAGCUGCGGCACCCGGAGGUCUACUCGUUGUCCGACUGCGGCCGGUUGAUGUUCGGCCGUGUCGGCGACGAGGUCUUUGGCGUCGCCUACUUCCUGCUCACGACCCUGGUCGGCGGCCUCGGCCUUCUCAGCAUCUCGACCGCGCUCAACGCCAUCUCGCUCCACGCGACCUGCACGGCCUACUUCAUGCUCGUCGCCGUCGCCGUCACGUUCCCGUUCGCCGCCAUCCGCAAGCUCGACAAGAUUGCCUGGAUCACCCAGGUCGGCCUCGCGAGUAUCAUCAUCUCGGUGCUCGUCGUCGUCAUCGCGGUCGGCGCAGGUGGACGGCCGGCGGCGGCGCCGCAGACGGGCCCGUUCGACGUCAAGAUCACCCUGUUCGGCAACCCGGACUUUGCGAGCGCGAUGAACGCCGUCUCGAACGUCCUCGCGUCGUACGGCGGCGUCCCUGCUGCCAUGCCCAUCAUCUCCGAGAUGCGCGACCCUCGCCUGUUCCGCCGCGCCAUCAUCGUCUCGCAGGUCUCGGUCACGGUCUUCUACCUCGUCAUCGGCAUCGUCCUGUACGUGUACGCCGGCCCGUACGUCGCCAGUCCUGCCCUCGGCACGGCCGGCACCCUCAUCAAGCGCGUCGCGUACGGCCUCGCGCUCCCUGGCCUCAUCGUCUCGGCCAUGCUCUUUGUCCACCUGCCGGCCAAGUGGGUGUUCGUGCGCGCGCUCCGCAACACGCAGCACCUCGCCAAGGAGACCCGGACGCACUACGUCGUCUGGUUCAGCUGCGUCGCCGGCUGCCUCGCGUUCAGCUACGUGGUCGCGUCGGCCGUGCCCUUCUUCGGCGGCCUCCUCGGCCUCGCGAGUGCUCUUUUCGGUACCCUGCUCGUCAUCGGCGCCGAGCCCUGCAUGUGGAUGUACGACCUGCGCCACUGCCUCAAGGACCGCGACGCGCGCCCGCGCUUCUUCACGCUCGGCGUCAUCAUCAACAUGUGCAUCCUCCUCAUCGCAGCCCUGUGCCUCGUCGGCGGCACGUACGGCAGCAUCAAGAGCAUCAUCGACUCGUACGCCGAGACAGGCGGCCGGCCCUGGUCGUGCGCCGACAACUCGGGCAGCUCUUGAGAAGGCGAGGUGCCGCUUCAGGCGGAGGUUGGACGGAGCCCGAGAGCGGUGUUGUAGACUUAAGAGACUGUAUGUAGACGACUAGAAGGCGUGCCAUAGAAGCCCUCCAUCCGC